Molecule: messenger RNA, 537 nt
Organism: Diplodia corticola
Lineage: Eukaryota; Fungi; Ascomycota; Dothideomycetes; Botryosphaeriales; Botryosphaeriaceae
Exons: 1
Coding region: 1-537 (178 amino acids)
Source: RefSeq, a predicted model, not a curated record
AUGCGCCCCGCGACGGCGCUCCUCCUCCCCCUCCGCGCGCCCGUCUACGCGAACACGGGCUCCGUGGCGCGCGACCACCUGGCCUCGGAGCGCACCUACCUCGCCUGGCUGCGCACCGGCCUCGGCUUCGUCGCGCUCGGCAUCGGCGUCGAGCGGUUUUCGCGGCUCGACUUGGGCGAUCUGCUUGCCGCGACGACGUUGCCGAGACACACCCGCAAGUCCGACGACCACCAGAGCGAUGGCGAUGGCGAAACGAAAAACAAUGGCGGUGGGAGUGGGAGUGGCAGUGGUUCGUUCAAGGAGGAGUCGAGCGUGCUCGUGGAGGCGCUGCUGGGCACGGGGACGGGCUGCAUCGCGUACGGGACGACUAGGUAUUUUGAGAAUAUGCGGUUGUUGGAGAGGGGCUUGUUCAGGCCGGCGUACUAUGGGGCGGGGGCGUUGGGGGUGGCGGUGGCGGGGUUGGCGGGCGGCGUGUAUUGGAGUGCGGUGAGGGAUGGGAGGAAUAAUGGCAGAGGAGGGAGCGGCGAGGAGGUGUGA